GCUUUGGGUUCAUAAAAAAAUAUCUUCGCAAAUAAAAACAAUGACCACUAAUUUUCUAUCUAAAAUUUCAUUUGUCAGUAAGAUGUGUUAGUUGCAAUAAUCCAACUCCCAGCUAUUAACCCUCCAGGUCGCUGGGAGUUGCAACUGGCAACAAGAUAUUUCAUAGAAACGUACCGCCCAGAUUCCGGGCAGCACUUAAAUCGAUUGCUGACAUAAUGAAAGCCACCUCAGACGAUGAGACACCCAUUCCAGGGUAUUUAUACAAGGAGGUCUCGGGUAUUACCACCUCUUCCAUUGAAAACUGUGAGACCUGUGUAGAAUUCCUGGUUGACCGACUAAGCCAUGAUUCCAACCAUGUCAAAUUGAAGGUUCUGAAACUUAUGAAGUAUAUUGUUGAGAACGGCCAUCCAAACUUCAGACUGGGUUUAAUAAAGAAGUCCACAGGCAUUAGGGAAGCAACAAAACACAGUGGACCCCCGGACCCGCUGCAUGGGGACGUGCCGUAUAAAAUGGUCCGCAAACAUGCACAGGAUCUCCUUGAAAAAUUGUUUGAUGUCAAACAAAGUAAUGAGGGAGAGGUCAGGAUAAGCCCAGUUGGUAUUGGUACCCAUAGAGACACACACCAGGGUCAGCCUGAAACCAGAAUGGAAGGCUAUGGAAGCAGUCCAAACACACCACAAAACAAAACGAUAGGAGAGGCAGUAAAAGAUUCCCUUCUCAAGAUGGCUGACCGUCUGGGUGAUGGAUCUGGUACUCAACAGAGACAAGUGCUGGAAACCAUCCAGGCCAGCAAGGGCUACACUCCACCAACAUUGAGCUCUAAUCCAUCCAACCAGUAUCAGCAAGAAGAGUCCAAAACUGCAUCAGAGGGAUUGAGAUUAACUAAAGUGUCCCAACCCAGGCACACCCCUGGUAGGGCAGGGGGAGGCUGGGACGACAGUGAUGAUGGUGAUGAUGAUGUCAUUGAUGAUAUAAGACAGAAGUCAAUAUCUGAAAGUUCAAACAAUGUUGAUAGCCUGGACAGACUUGUAGUUGACACAUGUUCAGACAGCGCCAGUGAGACGGCCCUGGUACAGUUCUACCUCACCCAGGAUACCCAGCCAACAAAUGGGCUCUUGACACUGACUCAGUGUCGCCAGUUUCUACAAGACUGCUCUGCCCUGAACUGUGACAGAAUCAUCAACACUCUCAACACGUAUAUCGCUGACACAGAUGAUGGGGGCAGGGUGCUGUGCAGCCUUCAGUUGCUGGAGACACUGAUGUAUUCUGAUCUGGUCAGUUUGGAGCGACUGGUCAUCUCUUGCAAGGACAGUCUGGUCAGUGUCACACGCUCAGCCACCGGUCAGUCAGCAUCCAAGGCCAGAAAGGCCGUGCAGUCUGCACAGGCUGAUGAGGGACAACUCUUGUCAUCUCGACUGGAUUUUUGUGAAGAAUGGCUAUAAAAGUUAUCUCUCAUACUGGAGAAGUUGACCUCCCAUGGCGUCAUUCUACCUGCUCCAGAACACGAGUCUUGACCAAUGAUGUGAUCAGUCUUGGCCAUUGUUGUGGUCAGUUUUGACCAUUGAUGAGGUCGGCCUACCUUGAGAAAUGCUGCAUUCUUUUGUUGUUGAAAGUGCAAUAAAUGUUUAUGUUUUGACAUAA
This is a messenger RNA of Dreissena polymorpha, 1641 nucleotides long. Its product is annotated as AP-4 complex accessory subunit tepsin-like. The record is from RefSeq and is a predicted model, not a curated record. Gene Ontology annotation, cellular component: trans-Golgi network membrane. Bases 216 to 1442 code for a protein of 408 amino acids. NCBI's taxonomy places the organism in Eukaryota, Metazoa, Mollusca, Bivalvia, Myida, Dreissenidae. The transcript is spliced from 14 exons.